AAGUAGAUGGUGAAAUGAUAUCAAAGUCACAUGGUACCAGCCAACAAUAUUUCAGUUGUUCAGCUUUUAUACUGUGUUGGGGAUGUCAAAUCCCCAGAACUUACUUGGUAAAUGGCCUAAUCUUGUAGUUUUAUUUUGAAAAUUUGAAUUUAGCUGUUUUCGCGCCAAAAGCGCUCUUUUACCUUCACGUCAUAUUUCCCACCUGUAAACUAUCUUAACCGCUAUUGGUCCUUUGUUUCUUUAUGUGUGCUAUUUACUAAUGGUGCUCAAGGACAAUUUGUUACUGUAUAAAUGCGCUUGACUUUUUCCCUUAUUUGAUUGCUUGUACUCGGCUGCUUACGGAAUACAUAUAUAUUCCCCUACUUGCCUUGGACUUCUUCAUCUAGUUAGCGGGGCCUGGGACAACAGAUUAGAAUAGCUUAUCGUGUCAUUGUGUCAUUUGGUUUUCGUUCGUUACCGCGGAAUCGAUUUAGUUUCAGGCAUAACAAUUGGCGACGGUGGUUUGGAAACAUGGAUCCUUCUAAACUCGAAUCAUUACUUGAACAGCAGCUGAAGCUCAUACAAAUGCUGACAGACAUGAAAGUUUCGCCCCCUUCACAGCCUAGCACAGCUAAUGCAACCACAGCACCAUCAGUAGACGGCGUCGCAAAUAGUAUUGCUGAGUUUCAUUAUGAUCCUGAUGCAAACGUUACUUUUGACAUGUGGUUCCGGCGUUAUGAAGACCUAUUUAAAUUUGAUUUUGCUAAUCAAGAUGAUGCUUGGAAGGUACGACUGCUACUUCGGAAGUUGGGUGCAAGUGAGCUGGACAGGUACUGCAAUUUGAUCCUGCCAUUGAAUCCACGUGAUCGCUCUUUCGCAGACACAGUCCAGACACUAAGCCUACAUUUUGGGGACAAUUCAUCAUUGUUUAACACCCGUUACCGAUGUUUGAAGCUGGUUAUGAACGAAGACGAUGACUUCCUUACGCAUGUGGGCAUCGUUAACCGUGAAUGCGAACGGUUCCGGUUAAAGUCUUUAUCUGAAGACCAGUUCAAAGCCCUUAUCCUCAUUUGCAGCCUUCAGUCCCAGAAGUUCAGUGACAUAAGAACGCGACUACUAUGUCGAUUGGACCAAGAUCCAAAACUCACACUAAAUGACAUGGCUAAUGAAUAUCAACGCCUAGUAAAUCUACAACGAGACACGUCGAUGGUUGAGAGUGGUGGGUCUAGUCGAUCGGAAGUACGAGUAAUCCAAAAGACAACUAACCAGAAUCAGUGCGCUCCCGCUGCAUUCAGUCCAACUCAUUUCAGCCCAAUUCGACAGACCAGAACAAAUCCCUCCACUCCUUGCUGGCAUUGUGGUGCAUGGCACUACGUAAGGAAUUGCCCAUUUAAGCAACAUCGAUGCAGGAAGUGCAAGGUUGUUGGCCACAAGGACGGGUUUUGCCUUAAGAGCACACCAAAUCGAUCCAGUAAUACCAAAAAGACGGUUCCAAAGCCCUGUACCUCUUCUUUGAGCUUGGUAUCUUCUUGUCAGAGUUCAUCACCAGGUGAGAGGAAAUUCAUUAACAUUAAUAUUAAUGGACAUUUUUUUAGAUUGCAAAUAGAUACCGCAUCAGACGUCACCAUCCUCUCUCACAAAAAUUGGAUCAAAAUGGGUCGCCCAAGCCUGCAGCGAACAACUAAAAAGCCUCGUACCGCAUGUGGUAAUUUCCUACACUUAGAAGGACAAUUGGAAUGUAGAGUGACCUUCCGGGAGUCGUCAUUUACCGGGGUAUGUCAUAUAACUCCAGCUGAUCUAAAUUUACUUGGUUUAGAUUGGUUCGAUCAACUGAAAUUGGCUGAUGUCCCACUAAAUACCAUAUGCCACAUGAUAUCACAACCUCAUGGCACUGAAUCGUAUACCAGGAAGCUAAUGGCGCAGUUUUCAUCGAUUUUCCAGCCUGGUUUGGGACAGUGUUCUACCUUAAAAGCAACGCUUCGUUUGAAACCUGGAGCUAAGCCUGUCUUUCGUCCCAAAAGACCCGUGCCUUAUGCGACGUUACCAACAGUAGAUGAAGAAUUAAACCGCCUCCAACAACAAGGAGUAAUUACUCCCGUUUCUUACUCCGCCUGGGCAGCACCGAUAGUGGUCAUCAAGAAAGCAAACGGCACCUUACGAAUAUGUGCUGAUUUUUCUACAGGUCUAAAUGCAGCCCUUGAACAACACCACUAUCCCUUACCAGUUCCGGCAGAUUUGUUUACGAUGCUGAAUGGGGGAAAAUUCUUCGCAAAACUGGAUCUUGCUGAUGCUUAUUUGCAAGUUGAAGUAGACGAAGCAUCUAGGGAGCUGCUUACUAUCAACACUCACCGUGGGUUAUUUCAGUACAACCGUUUACCAUUCGGUGUCAAGACUGCACCAUCUAUUUUCCAACAAUUAAUGGAUACUAUCUUAUCGGGCAUCCCGGGAGUCGCGGCUUACCUUGACGACAUUCUAAUUGUUGCCGCAACGUUAGAACAGCUACAUGAGCGAACGACAUCGGUACUGAAACGCAUUAGUGAAAACGGGUUCCGGUUACGACCUGAGAAAUGCCAGUUUUUAUUACGGUCCGUAAAGUAUUUGGGGUUUAUUUUUGAUGCUGACGGCCGCAGACCGGGUCCUGAAAAUGUCCAAGCGAUACGACAGAUGCCCACACCCACGAAUAUCUCCGCACUGCGUUCCUUCAUGGGACUGGUCUCUUACUAUGCCGCGUUCGUCCCUUCAAUGCAUGACAUUCGUGCCCCACUGAAUGGCCUACUGAGCAAGAACAGUACGUGGAACUGGACUAAAGAGUGUGACGCAGCAUUCUGUAAACUGAAGUCCAUCAUCAGCUCGAAAUUGUUAUUAACGCACUACGAUCCAUGCAUGCCAAUCAUUGUAGCUGCAGAUGCCUCAGCGUAUGGCGUAGGAGCCGUCAUUUCUCAUCAGUUUCCAGACGCAACAGAGAAGGCUGUCAUGCACGCAUCCCGAACACUGACCCCGGCAGAAAGGAAGUAUAGUCAGAUAGAGAAGGAGGCUCUCGCCCUGGUGUUUGCGGUGCGGCGGUUCCACAAAUUUUUGUACGGUCGGAGGUUCACACUCCUUACGGAUCACAAGCCCCUUCUCGCAAUUUUUGGUUCGAAAUCUGGCGUCCCGGCCCACUCUGCAAACCGUCUCCAACGAUGGGCUUUGAUCCUCUUGGGGUAUGAUUUUGACAUUCAGUAUCGACGCACCAAACAAUUUGGUCAAGCAGACGCAUUGUCACGACUCAUCAACGAACACUCUACGACCGAUGAAGAUGCCGUUAUCGCUUCUUUUUCGACAGAAGACCACGCGCAAUGCUACCUGACAACCGCUGUUCGUGCUUUGCCAGUCUUAGAAUCUGAGAUACAAAUUGCUUCCAGAAACGACCCCGUCAUUAAGAAAACGAUGAACUACGUCACCAAUGGCUGGCCAUCAACUGAACUUGACGGUGACAUGAAGCAGCUUUACCAUCGUCGUGACUCAUUAUGUGUCGUAAAUGAAUGCUUGAUGUUUGGAGAUAGAGUGGUCGUGCCAGAAUCCCUACGACCGAGGGUGCUGAAGCAAUUCCACAUUGGUCAUCCAGGCAUAAAGCGUAUGAAACCCAUCGCCAGAAGCUAUGCUUACUGGCCCCUCAUGGACCAGCAUAUCGUGGAUCUAGUAAACAAAUGUGCUCAGUGUCAACAAGCUGCAAAGUCCAAUGCGAAGGUACCGCCGGUCCCAUGGCCACAGCCUGAGCAUCCCUGGUCUAGGAUACAUAUCGACUUUGCCGGUCCAGUCAACGGAACCACAUAUCUUAUCGUGGUCGACGCCUUCUCAAAAUGGCCGGAGAUUGUUCCCGUCACUCCACCAACGACCACCCAGACUCUGAAACAUUUGACUGAGUUGUUCGCACGAAACGGAUUACCGGAAGUGAUUGUAUCCGACAACGGUUCGCAGUUCGCCUCGGCGCAGUUCCAAGAGUUCUGCAAACGCCUAACCAUCAGGCAUCUUCGCGCCCCACCUUACCACCCACAAUCGAAUGGGCAAGCGGAAAGGUUCGUGGAUACGUUCAAGAGGGCUCUGAUUAAGUCAAAAGGGGAGGGGACGCCAGUGGAAACACUGCAGAAUUUUUUAUUUGCCUACAGAACGACCCCCAACGACACGCUGCCGGAGCAGAAGUCCCCCGCAGAGAUCCUCAUGGGAAGACGGCUGAGGACCAUUCACAACUUGAUGCUGCCGAAAUCCACACCACCACUAAUACAAACCACGUCCCGGAAGCUACCCACGUACAACGUUGGAUGCCCAGUAUUCGCUCGGGACUACAGAGCAAAUCGUGACCCUUGGAUCGAAGCACGUGUGGUUAGACGGAUGGGAGAAGUUAUGUAUGAGGUUGAGGUAGGAACGGACAGAUGGACCAGACAUCGAAAUCAACUACGCAAGCGGUUAACACCAGAGCGCCCAUCGACCGAAGUAAAGAUUCCGCUGGACGUACUAUUGGAUACAUUUAAUCUGCCGGCAGUCCCAACGCAUGAAGAAGAUCAAAAGGUCGAUCUACGGUCCCGAAGAUGGUCACUGCGCCAACGGCGACAGACAGUUAGAAUGCAGGUGGACCCAAAGAAUGUCCGUUACUAAAAAGGGGAGGUGUUGGGGAUGUCAAAUCCCCAGAACUUACUUGGUAAAUGGCCUAAUCUUGUAGUUUUAUUUUGAAAAUUUGAAUUUAGCUGUUUUCGCGCCAAAAGCGCUCUUUUACCUUCACGUCAUAUUUCCCACCUGUAAACUAUCUUAACCGCUAUUGGUCCUUUGUUUCUUUAUGUGUGCUAUUUACUAAUGGUGCUCAAGGACAAUUUGUUACUGUAUAAAUGCGCUUGACUUUUUCCCUUAUUUGAUUGCUUGUACUCGGCUGCUUACGGAAUACAUAUAUAUUCCCCUA
Schistosoma rodhaini is the source of this 4909-nucleotide messenger RNA. NCBI's taxonomy places the organism in Eukaryota, Metazoa, Platyhelminthes, Trematoda, Strigeidida, Schistosomatidae. The record is from the annotation of a GenBank genome assembly.